AUGGUGGCGGGGAGAACUUCUAGGGCAGACGUUCCGAAGCUACCCCAACGGAGAGACACGCCGAGACGCCCCUGCUAUCGGGAGCCCUUCGGUCUCAGUAAGCUCGGUUACGAAUUCGAGUAAAAGGUGGAGGGCCCGGGGACGCAAGAAGUUACGGAGUCGGUAAACGGCUCGAGGGCCGAGGUCGGACCGGACAUCACGUCGAAACUGAGCAAUCUGUUCGCCGGUAUCCCGAGUUUGGCGGGUCCCCAACGCCUUGCUAACUCCCUCAGGCAGAAAUUUGCCAAUAACUCUGAGGGAUGGCGGGAUUCGGUGUUGGGGGCCUCACGUCGUUUAUUGGUGACUCUCGGCAGUCUCUCCAGGGACAGUUCGCCAUCUCCUGCCAGGAAGGAAGCUACUCUACCAACUCUUCCGGUUCCGGAUUUGGAGUCAACCUUACAGAAGUACUUGGCCCAGGUCGAGGCAGUCGCUCCUCAUCAUCUGCCGAAGACCAGGAGCCUGGUGAAAGCUUUCCUUUCUGGACCUGGACCGAAGCUUCAGCAACGACUUGUAGAACGUCGACAGAAAAUGACAAACUGGGCAACCGAAUGGUGGUUAAAUGACAUGUAUCUCUCAGUUCCUCUGGCUCUACCAAUCAAUAGCAACCCCGGUCUUGCAGCAAGACCUAAAACAUUUAGUAACCAAAAAGAAGCUACCGUAUUCCUUGCGAGAUUUCUAACAGAGCUGCUUAAUUACCAAGAAGUAUUAGACAGUUCCGGACUGAAAAUUGACGAAGCGAAAUCCAAAGAUGGGAAGGUUAUGCAACCCUUAUGCAUGGCCCAGCAAUAUCAAAUGUUCCGAAUGUAUCGACGACCAGGGAUGAACUGUGACGAGCAAGUUAUUCUCGACAGAACUAUGUCAGGAAAUCAUAUCAUUAUUGCUCAUCACAAUCAGUUUUAUAGCGUACCUGUUAGGGCACCGGACCGAGGUCGUAUAACUGAAAACGAAUUGGCCCAACAAAUCUUAAAGAUUAUGGAAACCAAAGCUGAUCCUAGAACACCACCAGUUGGUAUCCUUACAACAAUGAAGAGACCAGCUUGGGCAAAAGCCAGAGAAGAAUUGCUUAAAAACGAGCAAAAUCGACACAAUGUAGAGCUACUGGAAAAAUGCCUCUGCGUGGUUUGCAUCGACGACGACGUACUGCCAACAACGUUCAACAAUCCCCUGAAGAGAGAAGAUCGAUGGAUCAGCGACCGAGAUUAUGCGAAUGUACUUCAUCACGUUCUCCACGGCGGAGGUUCCAGACAUUUGGGUGCAAAUCGCUGGUUCGAUAAAACUUUCCACGCUAUUCUCGGCAAGGACGGAAUGUGGGGCAUGAACUACGAACAUUCAGCCGGCGAAGGUCCAGCGAUUUUUAUUACGUUCGAAGAGCUAACGGAAAAGGUAGAUGCUAUGUCACCACCGGAAGAAAACAUGAUAAUAUCUCAUUUACCAGCACCGGAAAAACUCGAAUGGCAUCUAUCUGAGCAGAAUCUGAACGACAUUAGAGAUGCUACGGCAACUUUUGACGCGUUGGUGGAGGACUUAGAUCUUUGCAUAUUGUGGUUCCAAGAAUAUUCGAAGGAAUUUAUAAAGUCUUGUAAAAUUAGUCCGGAUGUUUUCAUACAACUGGCACUGCAACUUACACACUUUAGAUUACACGGAAAUUUAGUAGCAACUUACGAGAGCGCAGGCAUCCGAAGAUUUGCACUGGGAAGGGUCGAUUGUAUCCGAGCAGCCAGUCCGGAAGCUCUAAGUUGGGCGAAAGCCAUGUGCCAAGGCGAUCCUGAAAAUCAGAACGCAAAUCAGCAAAACGGCAGCCCAGACGAAGGCGCCAAAAGAGUUCAGUUCACCAUUUACAGUCAAGAGAGAAUCAAGGAGUUGUUUGAUCUAGCGGUACAAAGGCAGACCAAGGAGAUGACCGACAACAUAAAUGGUUAUGGAAUUGACAACCAUUUAAUGGGGCUUCGUUAUGCUGCACAAGAAGCUGGAGAACCGAUCCCGGAUAUAUUCACGGAUCAGUCUUACAAGAUCGUCAAUCAUUUUGCCCUCUCGACAUCGCAGGUUACUUCGAAAAACGAUGCGAUCAUUGGCUACGGGCCAGUAGUGCCAGAUGGUUACGGAUGCGCUUACAACUUCAGAAAUAACGGCUUCAUAUUUUCGGUAUCUGCUUUUCAUAGUGACGGUAGAACGAACACAACUCGCUUUGCUCAAACACUCGAGCAAAGCUUGCGGGACAUGGCGGAUAUGCUGAAGAAGGCGACUCACCGAUAA
Habropoda laboriosa is the source of this 2292-nucleotide messenger RNA. It is a transcript of the gene ChAT, whose product is annotated as choline O-acetyltransferase. The record is from RefSeq and is a predicted model, not a curated record. Gene Ontology annotation, biological process: neuromuscular synaptic transmission; acetylcholine biosynthetic process. Gene Ontology annotation, cellular component: cytoplasm; neuron projection. The transcript has 13 exons. NCBI's taxonomy places the organism in Eukaryota, Metazoa, Arthropoda, Insecta, Hymenoptera, Apidae. Gene Ontology annotation, molecular function: choline O-acetyltransferase activity.